Molecule: messenger RNA, 2188 nt
Organism: Marmota flaviventris (yellow-bellied marmot)
Lineage: Eukaryota; Metazoa; Chordata; Mammalia; Rodentia; Sciuridae
Gene: Asrgl1
Product: asparaginase and isoaspartyl peptidase 1
Cellular component (GO): cytoplasm
Molecular function (GO): asparaginase activity
Source: RefSeq, a predicted model, not a curated record
GUUGCCCGCCGAGCGUUUGCGGGCCGAGCGGUUUGCGGAGCCGGCCUGGGAGGGCUGCGAUCGGCUGCUCCACCUGCGCCCGCCUCCCGCGGCGCCCUCGGCUCGGUCAAGAUGAAUCCCGUCGUCUUGGUCCACGGUGGCGGAGCCAGCAGCAUCUCCCAGGACCGGAAAGAGCGAGUGCGCCAGGGCAUCUCGAAAGCAGCGACUGGGGGCUACAACGUCCUCAAGGAGGGAGGGAGCGCAGUCGAUGCUGUGGAAGAAGCAGUGACCAUCCUGGAGAACGAUCCCGAGUUCAACGCAGGUUGUGGGUCUGUCUUGAACACAGAAGGUGACGUUGAAAUGGAUGCCAGUAUCAUGGACGGCAAAGACCUGUCCACAGGAGCAGUGUCUGCAGUGCGCAAUAUAGCAAAUCCCGUCAAACUUGCGCGGCUUGUUAUGGAAAAGACACCUCAUUGCUUUCUGACGGGUGAAGGUGCGGGCAAAUUUGCAGCAGAGAUGGGGAUUCCAGAGGUUGCCAUGGAAGAACUGAUAACAGAGAGAAGCAAGAAGCAACUGGAAAAAGAGAAGCAUGGGAACGGAGCCGAGAGAUCAGACUAUCCAAAAAACUCGGCGGGCACUGUGGGUGCCGUGGCCUUGGACUCCAAAGGAAACGUGGCUUAUGCCACCUCGACAGGGGGUAUCGUUAAUAAGAUGGUUGGCCGAGUUGGGGACUCACCAUGUGUAGGAUCUGGAGGUUACGCUGACAAUAACAUCGGAGCCAUUUCCACGACGGGGCACGGGGAGAGCAUCCUGAAGGUGAAUCUAGCCAGGCUCACUCUCUUCCACAUGGAACAAGGAAAGACCGUGGAAGAGGCCGCGGACCUGUCGUUGGGUUAUAUGAAGUCAAAGAUCAAAGGUUUGGGUGGCCUCAUCUUGAUCAGCAAAACAGGAGACUGGGUGGCAAAGUGGACCUCUACCUCCAUGCCCUGGGCAGCCGCCAAGGACAACAAGCUGCACGUUGGCCUUGACCUUGGUGACACCACGAUCACAGACCUGCCCUAAACCCCUGAAAUUUGUAUUCUAGGUGAUAACUUGGAGGUAAAACUCAUCUGCCUGCUGGGGAGAUGCCACUUAAUCAAUUAGAUUCAGAAAUGGAAAAAUUACGCAAUCUGUCCCUCAUUUUGUUGCCUUGAUCAAUAAGUAUCUGAAUGUUUGGUUGAGGGUGUGGUUCCAAAGCAAUAAGAGAAAUACCCAUAUUAAUAUCCAAAUAAGGGGCCGGGGUUGUGGCUCAGUGGCAGAACACUUGCCUCGCACAUGUGAAGCAGUGGGUUCGAUUCUCAGGACCACCUAAAAAAAUAAACAAAGAUAUUGUGUCCAUCUACUAAAAAAAUAUGUCCAAAUAAGACCAGUGAAGAUGACAGUCUCUAGCCAGCAGUCUCCAUUGUGUAAGGUUAAAAAGAAGGGAGGAUACCUUGGCCCAGUGCAGGGAGCCUUUUGGGAUUGGGAGACUCAAAGCUUGCAGGUGAAGGACCAGAAAGGGACCAGUUCCGCGAAGGUGCCUGAGUGAGGUGGGAGAAGCUGCAGGAAUGUGACAAGGACCCUUGGCGGAAGAGUGAACAUUCUCGAAGGGAGGUGUUCUUCAUCUGAGAGAGGGAAAACAGGUUUUCCUAAGAAAGCUCAGUUCUGCAGCUGACCAACAUGGACGUGUUUCCCGAUGCUUGCAAAGGACCCUCUGAUCACCCGUAGCUCCCCCAGCUGGAGACAAGGGACAAUAAUGGAAACUUGGGGUGGGGGGUGCUUUGAGUCUUAAGGGUUUUCUGGGUUCACCUAGCAUUCUCCCACAAGCCAGCCCCUACCUGCCACAGACCCCCGUCCCCACCCAGGGAGUCACAGGGCUCCGCCUCUCCAACAGCGGGGAGUGGCCAAUCAGUGGAGAAAUGACACCGUAAUUUACUGAGGACACAGACUCUCUAGAGCUUUGGGGCCCCCCUGAAUGUACUGAGAGGGCAUUGUUCAGUGUGUUCAGCGUGAUAAAGUCAUUUCCUUGGUGAGAAAUAUCCCCGUCCAUCUCACUGCACUGGAAAUGGUCUUUCUCCUGUGACACAUCUGCUCAGUUAUUUAGUCUGCCAGGGCUUACCUUCUCUCUGGAAACUCGUUGCUUAACUCGAAAUUCCAUGUGCCACUAAUAAAAUGUGUUUUGAAAGAAUAA